Messenger RNA from Pseudopipra pipra, 2851 nucleotides. RefSeq names its product SEC62 homolog, preprotein translocation factor (gene SEC62). The coding region runs from base 88 to 1290 and encodes 400 amino acids. NCBI's taxonomy places the organism in Eukaryota, Metazoa, Chordata, Aves, Passeriformes, Pipridae. Gene Ontology annotation, cellular component: endoplasmic reticulum membrane; endoplasmic reticulum. Gene Ontology annotation, biological process: post-translational protein targeting to membrane, translocation. The record is from RefSeq and is a predicted model, not a curated record. The transcript has 8 exons.
CCCCGCCCCUCGCCCGCUCCCGCCGCCUCUCGCGAGGCCGCCCCCCCUCCCUGCCCGCGCGUCACCGGCGGAGCGGACGGGGACAACAUGGCGGAGCGGCGGCGGCACAGGAAGCGCGUCCAGGAAGUUGGGGAGCCAUUCAAGGAGGAGAAGGCUGUUGCUAAAUACUUGCGCUUCAACUGUCCAACAAAAUCCACCAACAUGAUGGGUCACCGAGUUGAUUAUUUUAUUGCCUCAAAAGCUGUGGAUUGCCUCCUGGAUUCUAAAUGGGCAAAGGCAAAGAAAGGAGAAGAGGCUCUAUUUACAACCCGAGAGUCUGUAGUUGAUUACUGCAACAGACUCCUGAAAAAACAGUUCUUUCAUCGAGCAUUGAAAGUGAUGAAAAUGAAGCCUGACAAGGAUACAAAGAAAGAAAAGGAAAAAGGAAAGGCUGAGAGCGGGAAGGAAGAGGAGAAAAAGAGCAAGAAGGAAAGUGGCAAAGAUGAAAAAACCAAGAAGGAGAAAGAAAAGGAAAAGAAAAAGGAUGGUGAAAAAGAGGAGUGCAAAAAGGAUGAGACUCCAGGAACACCCAAGAAAAAGGAAACUAAGAGGAAAUUUAAACUUGAGCCACAUGAAGACCAAGUUUUCUUGGAUGGAAAUGAGGUGUAUGUGUGGAUCUAUGACCCUGUUCACUUUAAAACUUUUGCCAUGGGACUUGUACUUGUGAUUGCUGUGAUAGCCGCCACGCUGUUCCCGCUCUGGCCCGCCGAGAUGCGCGUCGGUGUUUAUUACCUCAGCGUGGGCGCGGGCUGCUUUGUCGCCAGUAUUCUGCUCCUUGCCGUCGCUCGCUGCAUCCUUUUCCUGAUCAUCUGGCUCAUCACUGGAGGAAGGCAUCACUUCUGGUUCCUGCCAAACCUGACAGCAGACGUGGGAUUCAUUGACUCCUUCAGGCCCCUGUACACACACGAAUACAAAGGACCAAAAGCAGACUCAAAGAAAGAGGAAAAAUCAGAAUCCAAAAAGCAGCAAAAAUACGACAGCGAGGAGAAAUCAGAUAGUGAGAAGAAGGAAGAGGAGGAUGGGAAAACAGAAGGCACGAGGAACUCGGGAACGGAGGGCUCAGGAGGGGAGCGACACUCAGACACUGACAGUGACAGGCGCGAAGACGACAGGUCCCAGCACAGUAGUGGCAAUGGAAACGACUUUGAAAUGAUCACAAAAGAGGAACUGGAACAGCAAACAGAUGAAGGGGAUUGUGAGGAGGAAGAGGAGGAAGAUACUGAAAGUAGGCCUUCACAUGGAAAAUCAUAACUCACUGCGGUUUGGGACUAAGUAUGUGCAAAUGGUUGGAUUUUCUUUGUUGGCUGAUCACCAAAACAUAGACCAUACAGUAGCAUCUUCGUUUGCUGAAAUAUACGUGUUACCAAACAGUUUUAUAUCUAGUUCCUUCAUUUUUUUUUUUAACCAUUAACUUGAUUACUUGGUACUAUGUUAAUCAUUAAUAUCCAUUUACAGAAGUUUUAUCAAUCUGACAAGUUUUUUAUUGAUUGAUAGAUUGCCCAGAUUGUCCUCAAACAUACUGAAAAACAUCGUUUUCUGGUACUUGCAUAACUGGUCAAUUAGUUUAGCUUCUCAAACUUGCUUUUGUAAACCAGGUAAAAGUUGAAUGACCAAAUCUCAGAUUAUUCCUAGUUAUACUCAUUUGAUAGUUAGGUAAAGCCCUUCUUAGCCCACAGCUUUCUUGAUAUUUUUCUUGAUUUUGUUUUCGAAAGAUUGUGAGAACUUUCCUAAGAAAACUAGUUUUAGCAGAAGUAUUUUGCUGACAAUAGAGGAGCUGGUAGUGCUGAAUUUGGCUGCAGUGUCUCUGUUUCUCCAGCCCAUGUGCCAGCAACCGAGGAAAUCCAAACUGGUUUUGUACAUCCGGUGCAGAGAGAGAUGUCAUCUCCUGCAGGGGAAGGAAGCAGCACAGUUUGGAAAUAAUGGCUGUUUUCUUUCUCCUGCUCCAUCAUAAUUAAGAAAAAAAAAAUGUAUUCUGUACAUAAUUUACAAAUAAAGCAAACCAUUUACUUUAACUGCUACUUAUUAUUUAGAGAUUUGAUCCAGCAUUCAGUUUGUAUUCUUGAAGCCAUUUUGUGGUGUAUCUAUGGGAGAAAUGCAAGUCAAGAGGACCUCACAGAAUAUUUGUGUAUGAUUGGUAGCUGUUCCACAAGAGCUUUAGUUUUGUGCCAACAUUCCAUGUAUUUGAGUAAAUUGAUCUUUAUUAAAUGAAAGCAAACACCAGAGCUGUAUGGAUGCCUUAAUGUUAAACCUCUCUGUACUCUGGAACUGGAGUAGUUUUAAGCUGAAGAGGCAGGAGAGUGUUGUUCUGCUCCAAAAGCUGGGUGACUCAGAGCUGAUAUGAAGUGACCAUUAAUGAUUUGUUUAUAAAUCCAUUUGGAGCAGCUGGUGGGGUUUCUCCUGUGCAUCCCUCCCUGCUGCCUGUGUGGAGGAUGGACUGCAGGAUCUGCCUAAAGCAUGGAAGAAGUUAAGACUCGGCGUCUUUCCUCUCGAUGACUUGAACUGUAGACUGAUUGUCUCCCCAGCCCACUCAGAGAAGAUGAGGGUAAGCUUGACAUUUUCAUAUCAGACUUAAAGAACUUUUUUCCCUUAUCCUAAAUUGCUUCCCAUCCUUCCAGCGUCGGCAUUCUGGAUGAAGAUACUAAUUUUUCAGGUUGUGCAAAUAUCUACAUCAUCAUGAGUGCAUUGAUAAACAAUUCAUGGAUAUGGUGUAUUUGCUUCUUAAAUCUCCUGAAUAAUUACUCCAUAAGGAAGCAGAUAAAUUGGAUCACUUUUUUAUUAAUAUAGCAAAAAAUUAAAGGACCCAUUAACUAAA